This is a messenger RNA of Plasmodium vivax (malaria parasite P. vivax), 1203 nucleotides long. RefSeq lists its product as hypothetical. Gene Ontology annotation, cellular component: ciliary inversin compartment. The record is from RefSeq and is a predicted model, not a curated record. Gene Ontology annotation, molecular function: protein binding. Gene Ontology annotation, biological process: protein localization to ciliary inversin compartment. Lineage: Eukaryota; Apicomplexa; Aconoidasida; Haemosporida; Plasmodiidae. Bases 1 to 1203 code for a protein of 400 amino acids. The transcript has a single exon.
AUGAGCUCCAAAAUUUGGAAAGCCAUCCUAAAGGACGACGUGGCAAAAUUCAAGAACAUCAUAGAAAGCGAAGGCGAUGUGAACCUAAACGCGUACAACAAGGAAGGGCUAACGCUCCUACUAUAUGGGAUCGAAAAGGGGUGCGCGGAAUGUUGCUACUACCUCGUCAGUGAGCGUAAUGUGAAUAUUUUUUUAAAAGAUAAAAAGGAGAAGGACAAUGCCCUGAUGAAGUGUAUGGUGCUUGGACAUGACAUGAUCAACGUGAGUAGAUUAUUAAUAGACAAAAAAAUUGAUGUAAAUGAAAAAAACAAAAAUGGAAAAACGAGUCUCCAUAUAGCUAGUGAGUAUAACUACGUUAAAGGGAUAGAACUGUUGAUAAAGAAUCAUGCCCAUAUUAAUGCCCUAGAUAAUGCAAAUAAUACUCCCCUAAUGUGUUCUAUUAAGAGGAGCAAAGAAGAAGCGGCCAUUUUACUCAUCGAACACGGGGCAGAUGUUAACAUAAAAGACGAGGAUAUGAAUUCCGUUUUGCACAUAUGUGCGAAGGAGCACUUAGGAAAUAUAGCCCAGAGUAUCCUACUCACACAACAGGUUGAUAUUAAAAAUUGCCUGGACAGUGAGAAUAAUUCCCCCCUACAUAUAGCAGCAAAGGAAAACCAAAAAGGUCUAUGCCACCUAUUUUUGAAGUACAAAUUUGAUGGGGGCUUAAAAAAUAAUUACAACGAAACGUAUGACGAUAUUUUAAAAAAACAUGAAGAAAAUGAUAUUUUGAAAGAGGAAGAAAAAAAAAAAAAUUAUCAGGAGAAAGAAAUCCGGAAGAGGAAGAACUACGAAGAGGCAAUGCUAAAAACAGAUGUCUCCCACUUUCUGAAGAUGCAUAACUUAGAGUCCCUCAUUCCACAUUUUUACAAACAUAAUUACCUGUACGUUGAUCAGGCCUUCCUAAACGUCAAUGAUGCUACACUGAAGAAGAUGAGCCUCAGUAAGGAAGAGCGCCACCUGUUUUACCAGGCCAUCGAUAGGCAUUACUCUCAGUUAGAGGACGAACAGAACGAGCAGGAGUUGGCUAACCGCCAGCUGCAGGAGGAGCAGCGCAGGACCAGGCGCUUGAAGUUCGUUUCUUACGUGGUGUCCCUGAUAUUUACCGCCAUCUUUAUUUAUAGCCUCGUCGUGUCCCUCCUCAAGCGGGGGCGCGUCUUCUUUUGA